Topomyia yanbarensis is the source of this 2413-nucleotide messenger RNA. RefSeq lists its product as uncharacterized. Lineage: Eukaryota; Metazoa; Arthropoda; Insecta; Diptera; Culicidae. The transcript is spliced from 4 exons. The coding region runs from base 110 to 2308 and encodes 732 amino acids. The record is from RefSeq and is a predicted model, not a curated record.
GAUAAACUGUGGCAACAGAUUGUUGAUUCAGUUCAUUGAACCAAAAGCAAGCGUUACCAACUACAUCGGAGAACGUAAUCCUUUUUUCGCUUGUUGAAAUGAUAGGAUAAUGCCAAAGGUACGCAAAGCAAAACCUCUGAUACGAGCGAUAAAAUCAGCAGAAAUUUUACCACCAUCGCCGCCUUCGUCGUCAAUAGUUUGCCAUUCGUUGUCAGCUACCAGUUCCGAAAGCGCUAGUUUUUUCGUCCCGAUAGUUGCUGUGCUUGACAAACGUCGCUCCAGUAUACGUUCUAGGGAGAAGGAGAACGACUCGCUCGACAAGUUAACCGGUAAGUUUCACUCGAAACUAGUGCUCAUCGAGGAUCGUAGGGUGCGAAAACUACGGAACAUUACCGAAACCCUCAAUCAGCCGGUGGUCACUGUGGAGGUACGCAAGCGGAAGGUUUCCGAGAACGACGGUAAAACCGAACUAGGCGACAAACGGAAGCGGAAAAAAUCAACGGAGCAGGACUCUGGCGGAAAGGAUGAGGCGGCCUGGAUCGCCGAAAGUCAGGAAAAUCUUAAGAGCGCUUUGGGAAGGCACUAUUUUGAUGUGAGACAAAGAUUGAAUCUGGACUGUGUUCCGAGUUGUCUGCAGAAUGUGGCACAGUGUGCGGAGCUUCAUGCUCGCCGUCAGAGUCAGGCCAACAGGAUGAACAGCCGGAGGCAACGUGAUACCAAGGAAUUGCUGGUCGAAAACCGUCCUCUUCAGUUUUUGGAUUAUCUGGAGCAGGCACUACUUCGCAAUGAGUUCGUUGAUUCUCAACUGUUCGUAAAGGCGCUGGAAUUGAUUCUUACUAUCAACAAGCCUUCGAUGCAGUUGAACGCCGAUUACGAUAUCUGUGGAGUUUUGCAGCAUACCGUGGAGAUUCUGGACCGGACGGUGGAGCAAUUUCCGCCCUGCUGGUUAGAUCUUAAGACGGCUUAUCAGGGAAUCAUUUUCGGCGAACUGGAAGAGGAUUGUUUUGUUAAAUAUGGUCGAAGCGAAGGUAUUUUGAAAGUGGUUCUAUGCUUGAUGGAGCGUUGCUUAGAAAGAGAUGACCACCAGGUCGGGAAGAUUCAUAGUAAUGAAAGGGCGAUGGCAAGUUUUUACCUGUGGGAGCAGGAGAAUCACCAAAAGUAUGAUUUUGAGUUAUUGUCAAGAGAGGAGAAGCUAGAGAGGCUAUUUCUGGUACUGCAAAUUUUAGUCAAGAUACUGGAGCUGGAUCUGUCGAUGUGGAUUAUGAGGCAUCCUCAUAAAGCAAAGGAAAACAUGAUUAAUGAAAAUCGACAGCCUCUGAUUGCCAGUGUUUUAUGGCACGAACACUCCACUGUAGGCGAGGUGAACUCGCUCGUCAAACGAAUUAUCAAUCUGUAUGUCAAUGUGAUAGCGUUGAAUUAUCCUGCGGAUAGCAUUCAGGUUCUUUCGCGCUUCAUUUCCGUCAUCGGUACCGCCAUCAACUUGAGCGAAAUCCAGUACGAUGGAACGAUAGAUUAUCCCUGUAUUAAGGACAAUACACGAUAUUUUGCGAGACAAAUUUCGCGCUUCCUGGAAUCUUCCGGAUAUUACAGUGUGUCGCUUUGUUUGCGUUUGAUCGAACAAAUGCGUUCACCACUGAUUCGAAUGAUUCUAGUGGAUGAUUUUUUCCAGCGGCUGAACCAUCAAACGGGUCCACCUUCGGUAGCUUCCACGGUGAAGCAUCUAGCCAAAGAAAGGUGGAAAAAGUACCGCCCAGAGUUGCCUUCAGAGCCUGCAGCGCCAAUAGACUGCCGAUAUCCACUUUUGGACGCUAAGCGACAUAAACGGCCGACUCAAGAAAUCAGUCGCCGUCAGUACGUCAAUUUACUGCUGAUGGGUUUCCGAUCGUAUAUGGAAGUGUACCCACUUCAAAGUUACUUUCAAAGUUUAAAACGAUCCUCGGCAAUCGCAACUAAUUCAAUCGCCCCCUCGAGUUCAAGCUCCCCGCGAACACCCUCUCGGCAGGAGCUGAAGUCGAAUCGUUACGAUUUUCUUGCUUUGGAAAAAAAUAUCGCGAAACUAUCGAAGCAGCGUCAACCGAACAAAACGAUCGUUCGUAGUGCUGCCCAAAAGUCCCACAUUCCGAUGGUGCUGGAAGAGGUUAAUCUUAGUCCCAACGUACUGGUUUAUUAUCGGGAUGAGAUUAAGCAUCUGCUGCUGAUUCAACGUUGGCUUCGGAUGAAAGCGGGUACAAAUUCCGACAAUCGGUUCGUGUUUGAACCGUGGAAGCGCUACAUGGCAACGGUAGAUGAAACGCUCGCUUGCGAGUGAUCGAAACGAGACAGACUAAUUAGGGUUACAAUUAGAGAGCGAGAGUAUUUUUAAGGCUAACUCGGAGAAAUGCUGUGAAUAAAUCGAGUUCUAUUUUCAAAUGUG